UCCCUUUCCUUCCUCCCUCCCUCCCUCUGGGCGGCGGCGGUGCGGCCAUGGCGGUGGCGGUGGUGCGGGACGGCGGCUCCGCGCUGCCCCACGGCUUCUGGGCGGCGGUGCGCGUCUGGCUGGAGAAGCCGCAGGUGGCCAACAGGCGGCUGUGCGGCGCCGCCAUCGAAGCGGAGGGGCCGGUGCGGCUCGGGGAGGCCGGCGGAGCGGCUCCGCCCGCCCCGAGGGGCGGCGGCGGCGGGCAGGAGGCGCUGGAGCGGCUGUGGCGGGAGGUGCGGAGCCAGCUGCCAGCGGGGCGCGGCGACCUGGUGCUGCCGCCGCCGCCCCUCAGGGCCUGGGGCGGGCCGGGCCGCGGCGCCCAGCUCCACGCGGUGCUGCGGGCGCUGCUGCCGCGGGCGCCGGCGCAGGCGGCGCCGCCGAGGGAGCUGGUGGUCCAAGAUACCUUUAAUGGGACUGUGACCUUUCUACCUUUGGAGGAAAACAGUGAAGGAAAGUACCAGAUUAAAAAGUGCAAUAUUUAUCAAAUUCAACUUACGCACAUAAAAGAUGAGGAAUGGUCUAUGUCUAUUGUAGUGUUAUCUUCAGAAAAUUGGUUUUCAGAUGGAAUUGCAUACCCCAAAUUAGCAUGGCUUGGAAAUGAGCUGCUGUCCAAACUGGCCAAAUGGUCUGUGGAGAAAAAGCACAGUGAGUUUAAAAGUACGCUCUCACUCAUUCCUGUGGCAAAGUACAGCAAAAUUUAUCAGGAACUUAAAGAAAAAUACAGAGAGAUGGUAAAGGUGUGGCCUGAAGUAACGGAUCCUGAGAAAUUUGUAUAUGAAGAUGUUGCCAUUGCUGCUUAUCUGCUGGUUCUUUGGGAAGAAGAGAGAAAGGAGAAGGGAUUGUCCAAGAAACAGUCAUUUGUAGAUCUCGGCUGUGGAAACGGUCUACUGGUUCAUAUUUUAAACAAUGAAGGGCAUUCAGGUAGAGGCAUUGAUGUGAGGAGAAGAAAAAUAUGGGACAUGUAUGGAUCAGAAACUCAUUUAGAGGAAUGUACGAUCAUUCCAGGUGACAGUCAGCUCUUCCCCGAUAUUGACUGGUUGAUAGGAAACCAUUCAGAUGAAUUAACACCGUGGAUACCUGUAAUUGCAGCUAGGUCUUCCUAUUCUUGUUGCUACUUUGUGCUGCCAUGCUGCUUUUUUGAUUUCCAUGGAAAGUAUAGCCGAAAGCAAAGCAAGAAGACUCAGUACAGAGAAUAUCUUGAUUUUGUUUCCCAAGUGGGAUUGGUAUCUGGCUUUCAUGUAGAAGAAGAUUGCCUUAGAAUUCCCUCAACUAAAAGGGUGUGCCUUAUUGGGAAAAACAGGACCUAUCCACCUGUGCAAUGUGCUCUGAUUGACAAGCAGAUAACACAAUAUAUUCAUAAUCGUCGGACUUGUGCUGUGGUCACAUAUGACAGAAGAGCUGGAUUUAAUCAUAAUGAUGCCUCUGACAAUGUGUGCAAAGAAGCAGACACUGAAUUUCCUGGAAAUGAGACUGAGACCACUGGUAGAAUUUGGAUGCCUGGAUUUCAACCCAGGGAAAAAGUAGAACAAGUCAGAAAUUGUGCUGCUCUUCCUCGGGAUUUUGUAGAUGAUGUGGUUUUGAAUGUGGCAAACUUGCUGUUAAAUUCAACCCAAGAAAAAUCCUGCUAUAAUACAUGUGGCACAAGUAUGAACACUUGGAAUCAAGGAGAAAACCUUUCCUUGAAAGAAGUAGCAGAGCACUUAAAUAAAGAGACUUUAAAAAGGCUAAAGAGUGAAUAUGGAGGCCUGCAGACACUGCUCAAGAACAACCAUCAAGUAUUUGAAGUUCUAAAUGGGAGAGUUUGCAUUCGUGACUGGAGAAAAGAGAAACCAUCAAGGAAAAACAGGCCUGAAGUAAAACGACGCCUUUCAGCUGAAGCAUUUAAAACACGUCUCUGUUGGUUUUUCAUUCACCAUCCUGAUGGUUGUUCUUUGCCUUCUGAAUCUUGUCCAUAUGCUCAUGGGACUGAGGAGCUACGACAGUCUCAGAUUAUGAAAAAGAAAAAGCACACACAAUAAUAAAAUGCUGCAAUUUAUUUUUAAA
Messenger RNA from Rhea pennata, 2082 nucleotides. RefSeq names its product tRNA methyltransferase 44 homolog (gene TRMT44). Gene Ontology annotation, biological process: tRNA methylation. Gene Ontology annotation, molecular function: tRNA (uridine) methyltransferase activity; metal ion binding. NCBI's taxonomy places the organism in Eukaryota, Metazoa, Chordata, Aves, Rheiformes, Rheidae. The transcript is spliced from 11 exons. The coding region runs from base 48 to 2057 and encodes 669 amino acids. The record is from RefSeq and is a predicted model, not a curated record.